Molecule: messenger RNA, 565 nt
Organism: Daphnia pulicaria
Lineage: Eukaryota; Metazoa; Arthropoda; Branchiopoda; Diplostraca; Daphniidae
Gene: Pop5
Product: ribonuclease P/MRP protein subunit POP5-like
Exons: 4
Coding region: 96-536 (146 amino acids)
Biological process (GO): tRNA 5'-leader removal
Cellular component (GO): ribonuclease P complex
Molecular function (GO): ribonuclease P RNA binding
Source: RefSeq, a predicted model, not a curated record
CCAUCUAGUGAUAGUAUUUAAAAUUUGGAGCAUGUUUAUCUGCCUCUGCAGACUACACUAUAACGUGUUUACAAAUUUACACGUGACGUUGGAAAAUGGUCAGGUUUAAGAAUCGAUAUUUAACUGCAGAAAUUAUACCAGGGGAUUCGACUUCACAGCCUCUAAAUGUGAAAAAAUAUGAUUUACUUGCAUCAGUUCUUGAUAUCACUGAACAGAUCCAUGGAGAGUUUGGAGCUGCAGCAAUAAGAAAUGGCUUAGAAAUAAAGUACUGCAAUGAAAGCACACAAAUAGCAAUAAUCAGAUGUAGACAUGGCCCACAUAGACUGUUGGCCUCAUCACUUCCAUUCCUAUCAACAGUUGGUAAAAGAAAAGUUCAACUUCAAAGUGUUUACACAGGAGCUACCAUGUUGCGGUGCUUCAAAUUUUUAAAGAAAUUUCAUGAAGACAAGAUAAAUGAAGCUUUGAAAACCUGUAAAACAGAGCAAGAAAAAAAGAAAGUUAUAGAAACCAUGUCCAAGGCCAAUUUGGAAUUCUGAAAUAUUUGUAAUAAACUGUAUUUCAACUA